UGGCAUAAGAGAGCGCACAGGAUAACAAGAGGACAUAAAUAUAUACACACACUCACACGUGCACACACACACGUACACAAUACUUACUUACAUACAUACAGACACCGUAAGAGAAAUCUAGAUGGAAUUAUAAGAAUGGAAUACCACUGGUUUCUGUUUCUUGUCGAGUUACAGUUUCUCUUCCGACCAGGCAGUACCAGGCCUGUAAUUACACCAGACGGAUCCCAGCUCGCGGUGCAGCUGUAUGGCCAAUUUGUCCUUCGUUGCCAUGGUGAAGCACCCGUGCGUUGGAUACGGGAGGAUCGUCCAACUCGGACAAUAAAGGAGGAGAAGAGGGACCACCACCUGUCAACCAUCAAUGUUACCAGAGUGACUCCGCUGUUCCGGGGCAAUUACAUUUGCUUGGAGGAGUCCACAGGACAGAAUAACUCCAUUUAUGUGUAUGUUACAGCCUUCCUCUUAGCAGAUCCUGACAACGCCUUCAGAAAGCCCAUUAUCACUGACAUCAUGGCUGGGGCAAGAGACACUGCCUCAAUCCCCUGCCUACCCACCGACCCCAGAAUGGUUAACCUGCAUUUGGAGACGUGUGACGGAGAGCCACUGCCAUCCGGGAUGAGGUACAGCGCUAGCAUUGAGACAGGCAUUUCCAUUGUGAACGUCCAGCCCAACUACAAGGGAUGCUAUAUCUGCGUGGGAAUUCUGGGAGAGACGACUGCACAGUCUGUGCAUUAUAACCUUGAUGUGCGACUGGUUCCAGAAACACCACCCCGUAUUUCACUUCACGAGCGUGACCGGGUGCUUCGUACCCAGGGCCAGAGACUCACCCUCACCUGCUCCACUUCUAAUGUCAACAGUGAUAUAAAAGUUAACUGGGUGCCACCUCUCGGAGUGGAAGCAUCCGUGGAGCAAAACUCGCAGCUUUUGACCGAACCAGUCAUGCACAAACGUACAGCCGUCCUCCAAAUAGAAGCCGUGACAACCCGGGAUUCGGGAAGCUACCGCUGUGAGGCCAAGAACUCCGCAGGGAUUAGUAAUGAGACGGUCUGGGUGGAUGUCUACAGGAAAGGCUUUAUUAACCUGACCCACGUAGACAACAGGACAUGGAGAGUGCGUGAAGGAGACAGUCUGUCUCUGCGUGUGGCUAUGGAAGCCUAUCCUAAACCACACGAGCUUAUCUGGAGCUACAAUCGAAAAAAUCUCACAAACACAACUGACCAUGUUAUCACCACUCACUCGCACGCGCACAGGUAUGCACACGAUUAUCACAGUCAGUUAAAGCUUGUGCGUUUAAAAGUAUCAGAGAGCGGUGUCUACACUUUCCUGGCCAACAACGGUGACGCUAGUAUCCGCCUGACAUUUGAAGUCCAUGUCCUAAGUAAACCAGCAAUUGUAUCUCACGAAGGUCCGGUUAAUGGUCAGGUGCGCUGUGUGGCUGAAGGUUAUCCCCCACCUCAGAUCACAUGGUACUACUGCGAUCAACCCCAUUCCAGGUGUUCUAAUUUGUUAAAUGCCACACAAGAGGAGGAGGACGUUGUCACCGUGACUAUGACUAACCCACCCUUUGGGAAGGGAGCGGUGGAGAGCCGCUUAAACAUCACCAAGAACAAUUACCCCACCCUGGAGUGUGUAGCUUCAGCCGAAGGCGAGAUUGUCUACACGUUGUUUUCCAUCAGCGAACGUUCUGUUCCUCAUGAGCUUUUCACUCCAUUGCUGAUUGGCUUCAUUGCUGCAGCAGCCAUCCUUUGCCUCAUCCUGUUUUUUCUCACUUACAAGUAUAUGCAGAAACCUAAAUACCAAAUCCAGUGGAAAGUCAUUGAAGGAAUCCAUGGCAACAACUACGUCUAUAUAGACCCGACCCAGCUUCCGUACGACCACCAGUGGGAGUUUCCACGGGACAGGCUGCGAUUCGGCAAAACUCUCGGCUCAGGAGCAUUUGGGAAGGUGGUGGAAGCCACAGCAUAUGGAAUGUCCAAGGCUGAUACAGUGAUGACCGUAGCAGUCAAAAUGCUCAAACCGAGCGCUCAUGCCACUGAGAAAGAGGCUCUGAUGUCAGAACUGAAGGUGCUCAGUUACCUCGGCAACCACAUAAACAUCGUCAACUUGCUGGGCGCCUGCACUGUUGGAGGUCCGACUUUGGUGAUAACUGAGUACUGCUGUUUUGGCGACCUGUUGAAUUUCCUGCGCAGAAAACGUGACUGUUUCUGCUGCUCCAGACUGGGAGAUGACUCUUACUAUAGAAAUGUCUUGUUACAUCCAGAUUCAGGUGAAAGCAGAAAUGGCUAUAUGGCUAUGAAGCCUAUGGUUUUGGGAGUUCAGUCCACCGAGAAACGUUCACUACCUAAAGGUGUCGGCUCUUACACUGACUGUGACGUGUUCAGUGAAAUUCUGCAAGAGGACGGUUUGGCUUUGGACACUGAAGAUCUGCUCAGUUUCUCUUACCAAGUAGCAAAGGGCAUGGACUUCCUGGCAUCUAAAAAUUGUAUUCACAGAGACCUGGCAGCCAGAAACAUCCUCCUCACACAAGGUAGAGUGGCCAAAAUCUGCGACUUUGGACUUGCCCGUGACAUCACUACCGACUCCAACUAUGUGGUUAAGGGAAAUGCGCGUCUGCCGGUGAAGUGGAUGUCUCCUGAGAGUAUCUUUGAGUGUGUGUAUACGUUCGAAAGCGAUGUCUGGUCUUAUGGCAUCUUGCUGUGGGAGAUCUUCUCUCUUGGGAGCAGUCCUUAUCCAGGUAUACCUGUAGACUCCAAAUUCUACAAGAUGAUCAAGGAAGGAUACCGAAUGGAUUCACCUGAGUUUGCUCCAUCUGAAAUGUAUGAAAUCAUGCAGUCGUGUUGGGAUGCAGACCCUUCCCGGAGACCCUCAUUUGGCAAGAUAGUAGAGAAGGUUGAACAACAAAUCUCAGACAGCACCAAACAUAUCUAUCUGAACUUCAGCUCCAGGUUGCCUGUAGUCACGAGUAUCCGCGAGGAGCCAUUUUCUCACUCCUCACGCCGUAAUUCAGGAAGCGGUCACAGCACUCCCAGUCUGCCUCUACUGUCCAGUGACGAUGUUUUUUUGGAGGAAGCAGCUCCCAGGCAGCCACGAGCAUAAAGAUAAAUGAAUUAAUUUUUUAAAAGAAAACUCAUUAAAAUGCUGUACGAAGACUGUAAACCUUUCAGACAAACCAAGGCUGAGAGAAACCCUGGAACAGUCACUAUGGCAGAAAGACGUCACAUCAUCUUCCUACUCUCUUCCUAUUACUGAUAUACACAGGGGAUGAUGUACAGAAUACUCCCUCUCUUUUCUUAUUGCUUCAGGAUCAUGUGACAUGGGACAAUAAGGAUGGGCAAGUUUUAGGGAGAGCUUUACUUUAUCCUGGUUGCUGAUAUUCCAGUAUGGUCGCACAUUACCUUCGUUUCUGCACAACAGGCCUAACCUGGUCCUUUGUGGUACGAUUUUUAACUCUGCAUGGGUACUGGAGAACAAAGUUGAUCAUAUAUCAGGCUUUAUUUUCAUGAUCAUAGCAUAUACACGUAAACAUGCGUACAUUUAAAACCUUUUCAUAUGUUUUUGUCAUGACUGUCUGCACUUAAGGCGUAGAGGAGCACAAAAGUGUUACAAAUGCUGAAAAUACAAGUGUGUACGUUAUUUUUUUUUCUUUUUUUUGCAUGCCAACAAUCCGCUCUCACUUACGGGAUAUACCAGGCUAAUUCAGAGAUCAAACGUGUGGGGCAAAUACACACUAAUUUGUGAGAAAGCUACAUCUUAGUGCAUCACAUUUUAACACCAGAAUAGAUUCCCACUAGAGCUGGUUUUGAAUUUUACAUCCAUUCAACCCACAUCAUGUUCAUAUAUAAACAGAAACAGUACACCAGCCUUGCGCCCAACCAAAUAUACCAGGUUUGCUAUUUUGCCAACCAAUUUGACAAUUGCAUUGACAAAAUAUAGCGCUUUUGGUCAAUACAAAUGAUCAUAAAAGCACUUUGAAUUCUGAAAUAUGAUCAAUCACUAUUUUGGAUGUAGAUUCUCUUUCAUUUUUAGCAGUUAUACAUAUAUAUCCAUUUUUGAAAGCACAUUGAUAUUGUGUUUGGUCUAAUAAGUUUAGGCAGCUUCAGGACAGUUUAAUACAGAUACACUGCCUCAGUAUUAUUCAUUUGCUGACUGAGUUUAGUUUAAACACCAUACUUAUAUUGCUUAUAUUCAAAGGAGAGCUUGAGGUGACGUGUGUGUCAUUUUCUUCUGGUUUCUCUGGCUCAUUUCUGUUUUUUUAUGUAGUUAUUAAUCAUAGAUUUUCUUUCUGCUUUUCCUGUUGUGACAGUACUUUUUAUUGGACUGUUAAUUUUUAUUUUCAGGGAUCAAUUUGCGUAGCAUGUCAAAGCAUUGAAGUGCAAACAACGAGCUUUCUGGGCUGAAUAAUAUUUCAGCUUUUAAAGAUCAGUAUUACGGUUGGUUAUGUGUACGCUUGUUAUGUGAAGGAUUUUGUCUAGUACUGUGUGAAACUUUGAAAAGCAAAUUUAACAGUGUCCAACAGGCUUCCCGAAUGCAAACCAGCAACGUUGUACAGCUUCAGAAAGACUUGAUCUAAAAAAAAAAAUAAUAAUAAUAAUAAUUCAAAGCAAUUCAAGCAAUUUUAAAGCAAUUCACUUUCUUCUAUCAUUUUUACGUAGACACGGUUUUAAUCAGUGAAUCUUUCACAUCUCACAUGUACUUUUGUCUGAGGUUUAGGUGAACUGCCUAGACUUAGGAUCAGUUGAAGAGCUCAGUAGCAUUUGAAACAUUGCAUACUUUGUGAGGAACAGAGAAACGUCUCAACAGACUUCAGUUUUAAUUUUAAAAUGUUGAGUAAUAUGUUUUUGUAGAUAUGUACAUUUUUAUUGAAGCUCGUUCGUAUAAAGAUAUGUAUAUUAUCCUUUCUGUUCACGUUACCUUUUUUUUUGUCAUUACAUUCAGUAUAUGGAAAACAAGUGUUGCGGAGAAUAUUCACUCAAGCUUAGGACAUUUGAGUUAUGGGUUAGAAGAUGCAUCAGAAACGUCAUUCUUUUACGUCGUUCUCGGCAAACACCAACACUUUCUGUAAAAAGCAAAAAAACAAAAAACAAACAAACAAAACAAACAAACAAACAAAAAAACAACUGUUGUGCCUCACAGGAAACAAUUAUUUUCAAAUUCUGCUCCUUUGCUGUUGAGAAAAGAGCCAAUCGAAAGCUGCUGCUCUUCUGGGUGCCAAUGGGUGCACGCUCUCCAUAGGAACAGCCAAUCGGCAAAAUCUCAGUAGAUCCGCUCUGAGGGAGAGCAUUCUCAUUUCUGCCAAUUGGGAAAAGAGCAGCCGUGCAUUAGAGACAGAGAUGGAGAGUUCAUUGGAAUCCUAAGUCUAUGAGCAACAGACUGAGUGAUUCAGAUCAUGCCAGGUAGACCAAGUUGUAACAUCAGUACUCAGGCACCCAUCAGUAGCUGAUUUCCCAGCUCUCUGUUCUUUGUGUCCAGCUGCUUCCUCCAGCGGAAGUGUCACAUCCAGAGCACUUCAGUUUGGGGAGAUCCCAGCCGCUCUCUAUCCCACCUCCACCGCUUCCCUCUUACUCUCUUCCCACACUGCGACAUUGUUCUGAGAGGCAUCUGUCUGCACUUUGUAUGAGUGUGUGUUUGUGUGUGUGUGCGCAGGCGUGUGUGUAUGUGUGUUAACUGUAGCAUAAUGCAGGUCAUUUUGCUGGUAAGACACCAGAGUACUGAUGAGCUAUCAUUUCUACAGCUUGUCACAUGUAAUACACUGUAUACCAUAAACCGGCUUCCGGCUGCCAGGUCUGUGGACAUGAUACCACUCCUGUGCUUUUGCUUGCUCUAUAGUAAUAUGUGUAAAUGAUGUAAUGUCACUAUUUUUAGGGCAAUGUGGUACGAUCAUGUUAGUGCUGUAAACAUUUAAGUGCAACUCUUUAUUUGUGUGUGGUUUUCAUACUGUUUAAUAUAUAUUUUGCAUAUCCAUUGCAUACAUGUUACUCUACUAGUUCCACUCAUUGACUGUGUAUAUGCAAUAAGGUCCUUAAAUAACUGGUGGCUUAAUUGCACCCUAGCAAAUGUGCAAAUUUAUUCACAUUUGAUACACCUAAUAUACAGUAUAUCAAACAUCUAAUCCACAUCGUGACAUGGUAAUAACUAUAUGAUAAUGCAUGGAUAAUCUAAGUAGGUCUGGUUUUUGGACAUUUUUCUUUGUCCCUUGAAGAGAAGGUUUGUUCUGUUCAUCGCAUCGUUGUAUAUUUAUUUUAAAGUUUUUAUUUUGCAAACCACUGAAAUGUUUUAUUGUGUAAGACUUGUCAUGUCUUAUUAUUAUACACUGUAAAUAAACCACUGAAACAUGAA
Molecule: messenger RNA, 6333 nt
Organism: Tachysurus vachellii
Lineage: Eukaryota; Metazoa; Chordata; Actinopteri; Siluriformes; Bagridae
Gene: kita
Product: KIT proto-oncogene, receptor tyrosine kinase a
Exons: 21
Coding region: 136-3093 (985 amino acids)
Biological process (GO): positive regulation of cell migration; multicellular organism development; positive regulation of receptor signaling pathway via JAK-STAT
Cellular component (GO): signaling receptor complex
Molecular function (GO): transmembrane receptor protein tyrosine kinase activity; cytokine binding; ATP binding
Source: RefSeq, a predicted model, not a curated record